This is a messenger RNA of Zasmidium cellare ATCC 36951, 3183 nucleotides long. RefSeq lists its product as uncharacterized. Gene Ontology annotation, molecular function: iron ion binding; oxidoreductase activity, acting on paired donors, with incorporation or reduction of molecular oxygen; monooxygenase activity. The record is from RefSeq and is a predicted model, not a curated record. NCBI's taxonomy places the organism in Eukaryota, Fungi, Ascomycota, Dothideomycetes, Mycosphaerellales, Mycosphaerellaceae. The transcript has 5 exons. The coding region runs from base 1 to 3183 and encodes 1060 amino acids.
AUGUCUCAACAGGCCCGUGGCAAGAUGGCAGUGGAUUCACUAAGCCAUGUUGCUGGCGCGUUGGUGAUCCUAACAAUCUGCUACUUCCUAGCAGCACACAUUCUACGCUCGUAUCGCAGCAGAAACAAGUUACCUCUUCCACCAGGACCACGCGGGCUUCCUCUCAUCGCCAAGCUUCCUGAGGUGAUAGCAGCAAGCAAGACCGGUGAACAACAUCUCCUCUUCCAGCGAUGGGCGCGCGAAUAUGGCGAUGUCUACAAAAUCGAGUUGAGUCCGUUCACACAGUACAUGGUCAGCUCAGACGUCGCAGUCAAGGCCAUUUUCGACAAAUUCGCAGCAACAUCUUCGAACCGACCUCACUGGAUCGUCAGCCGUGAGCAUAUCUGCAAUAAUUGGAACGUCCUACUUUUGAACGCGAACACACCCAGAUGGAAGCAGCAACGCAAAGUCACUUGGGCGAAUGUUGGCAGCGUACCAAAGGCAGACGCCGCUCUACCCUUUCUGCACUACGAGACGCUCAAGUUCAUGCAUGAUGUGGUGAAUGAUCCUGCUAUACACGAAUCAGGACCUGCGUUGUGGAAUGCGAUCAUGAGAUACACUUAUAGCAACUUCGCUACGCAGAUGUUCGGGCUCGAUGUCCCUGGCUCAACGGACCCAGCCAUCCACUACAUCCACGAGACCGGCGUAGCGCAAAUCUUUGGCACAUUACCUGGCUCAUACAUCGUCGACGUAUUGCCGUUCUUAGAUGCCUUGCCUUUGUUCAUGAAACCUUGGGAGAAAACGGGAAGAGCAAGGUUUCGUAGAGACCUCGAGUGGUCUACUGAGAAACUGCAGAGAGUCCAGGCGAUGGCAGAUCGAGAUGCUAUUCAAGACUCGCUCUUGUGCAAGAUCAUUGAAGAUGAGAAGUAUCUCGGAUUCCAGACUUUGGAAGAGGGAGCGUAUUUCUGCUUGAUGCUUACGGUCGGUGCUGCCGAUACAAGUCAGAUAUCGACGUGGUCUUUCAUCGAGGCCAUGUUGGAAUAUCCAGAAGUUCAAGUGAAGGCUCGUCAGGAGAUCGAGAAGAUCGUGGACGAUCGUAUCCCCGAGUUUGCGGACUAUGAUCGCAUUCCCUACGUCCGAUGUCUCGUGAAAGAAACCUGGCGCUGGAGACCGCCCGUCGGUCUCGGCCAUCCGCACGUAACGACUGCAGAUAUCCAGUACAACGGCAUGCGAAUCCCCAAAGGCUCUCACCUCCAUUUGAACGGCUAUGCGAUCCACCAGGACCCCAAUCGUCAUCCCGACCCCGAUCGAUUCUGGCCAGAACGAUACGCAGGGGACGAGACGUCGGUAAUGCAAAGCAUCAACGCCUCAGACGUCCGCGAUCGAGAUCACUUCGCCUUUGGAGCUGGCCGGAGGAUCUGUCCUGGGUAUAACGUCGCCGAACGAUCCCUUGCCGUGGCCAUUAUGCGAAUCUUGUGGGCGUUCGAGAUCAAACCCUCUCGUGAUGCGAAGCUGCCGCUCAAUAUCGGUGAUUGGAGAGGAGGCUUCCCAGGCCUAGCAGGGCCAAAGAUGCCGGUGUCGAUGGUGCCUUUGAGCGAGAAAAGGGUCGAUCUGAUCAAUCUGGCUUUCAAAGACGCUUCUUCUCACAGGACCAAAAUAGAACCGCUGGAUCCACAACGCAUGCCAUCGUCAAUAGAGAACUCCCAAAACGAGGUCAUGGCACAACAGCAGCAGCAGACCAACGACCUCGUCUUCGUGACCUACACCGAUGCGCCUACGCGCGCGGCGCGGACACGGGCUGUCAAGGAUCUUGUGCGGAAACAGGCUUUGAAGGCGUAUUAUUCGCCGCAGGGGAGCGAUCGGGUGGAGGAGAGGCGGAGGGAGAGCGAUGCGUUAGAUAAGCAGAGUAGGAAGAAGCAUAUGAAUCGGUUUCGGGUGAGGCGGGAUCAGGAGCUGGGGAAGGGGAAGGAGGAUGAGGAGAAGGUUAAGGGUGAUGGGGAUGAGGGGAAAGCGGUGGAUCCAAUCUUGUUGUCGAGGAGGGUGUAUGCUUUUGAGCCGUAUAUUUCUUCGCUGGGGCCGGGGGCGUGGGAGUUGUUGGAGUAUUUCCGCAACAGCUUCAAACUGAAAUCCAUGUCCAUACAUGGCGACAAAGAAUGGUUCUCCUUCACCAUGUCCGAGAACUCCAUGGCACAAGCAACCCUCUGCCUCGUCUCCCUAAACCGAGACUUCGCAAAGGGCACCGCCGUAUCUUCCGUGACCCUCCAUCACCGGGCUGCCGCAAUGGAACAGCUCAAGAACGAAAUCGACGGGACGAGAAUAGUCGACCGGGAGACUGUGGCUGGAACGGUAGCAAUCCUAGCCAUCGCAGAGGACAUGGAAGGGAACUUCACCAACUCCUCCGCGCACUUCGACGGCAUGGCGCAGAUCGCGAAAGCAUGCGGUGGGCUGAGGUGGUUCACCGGCGAGAGAUCGUGCAUGAUCCUCAAGAUCAUCGCUUGGGCCGACCUGCUCCACGCCGCCGCCUGGCUUUCAGAACCCCGUCUCUUGGGCUGGUUCGACAACAUUCUCGACCUCAACGCGACGGCCAUCGCGCCGCAGGACACGUCCGCGAGGCUCGGUGAUCCGCUCUUCCGCCUUGAGCUGGAGAGACUCACCUGUCCGCACCUUCGCGGUAUGAUGGAUAUCUUGCAUCACUUCCCUCAGCCGACUGCGAUGAAAGAGUCUCCGGAAGCGGAGCAGGCGCAUUGGAAGAGGUUGCUUCACAUGACCGAGCUGAUGGUCAAGCAGUUGAAGACAAGAAUCCCAUUCGAGGGCUCUAUACCCGCUCUAUCGAGGGCCUUCACUUCGGCAGCGCAGCUGUAUGUGCCUGCAGUGUUGAGGCAGACUCCCCUGCCUCGCGAUGCCGCGACCUCGUUGACUGAGGAGAUUGUGAGCGAACUAGCAGGACACCACAUCCGUGCGGACCCAGCGGAGGGAAGAUCACCGCGGAAUCUGCUCAUUCUCUGGACUCAAGUGAACCUUCUAGCUGCGCUGGGUGAGGUUUCUGAACGCGAAGCGCUGGCUUCUGAUUUCCAAGAAACGCUGUCAGCCAUGGAGAUAUACUCCGAAGAGGACCUCCUCGAGCAACUGUCCCGUAUCGCCUGGUCGGCGCCCUCGAUCGAUGAUGAGCUUGCCAGCCUCAUCUUGCCCCUUCAGCUCACAUAG